This is a messenger RNA of Hipposideros armiger (great roundleaf bat), 1770 nucleotides long. It is a transcript of the gene C1GALT1, whose product is annotated as core 1 synthase, glycoprotein-N-acetylgalactosamine 3-beta-galactosyltransferase 1. Gene Ontology annotation, cellular component: membrane. The coding region runs from base 458 to 1561 and encodes 367 amino acids. Gene Ontology annotation, molecular function: N-acetylgalactosaminide beta-1,3-galactosyltransferase activity. The transcript is spliced from 4 exons. Lineage: Eukaryota; Metazoa; Chordata; Mammalia; Chiroptera; Hipposideridae. The record is from RefSeq and is a predicted model, not a curated record.
CCGGGCGCGGCCAAACAGGUGUCUCGGAGUUGCCGCCAGCGCAGGGGACGUGCGGGCUUCUGCGGGCGGCGAGGGGCACUUCCUGCUCCCGGAGUCUGCGAACUGCCAUUGGGUCCUCCUGCCCACCGGGCCGCUAUUUUGUUAACAUGUUGCCUUCACUUCGCCGUGGGUCCUUCCCUGUUGCCCUCUUGCGCCUCUCACCUUCUCGCGCGCUGCCUGCCGUCGGGCAGCGACGGUGAGGCGCGGCGGGACCACUUAGCGGUCCUGCUCCUCCGAGCGCUCCCCGCCCCCCUCCGACCUGUGGGUCGAGCGGGACACGCCGGUCAGGUGUGAGCACCUUCCGCGACAGCCAUCGGGCUGCCGCGCCCCCUGAGCGCUCAGAGAGCGGGCACCUUCCACAAGUGCUGGGGGACUUCCUCCGGGCUUUCUUGGAUCAUCAGAAAUACAUUUUCGGGAAAUGGCCUCUAAAUCUUGGCUGAAUUUUUUAUCCUUCCUCUGUGGAUCAGCAAUUGGAUUUGUUUUAUGUUCUCAGCUAUUUAGUGUAUUGUUGGGAGAACAGGAUGACACCCAACCUAAUAUUCUUCAUAAUGAUCCUCAUGCUAGACAUUCAGAUGAUAACGGACAGAAUCAUCUAAAAGGACAGAUAAACUUCAAUGCAGAUGCUAGCCAACAUAAAGAUGAGAACACAGACAUUGCUGAAAACCUCUAUCAGAAGGUCAAAAUUCUUUGCUGGGUUAUGACAGGGCCUCAAAACCUAGAGAAAAAGGCUAAACAUGUCAAAGCUACAUGGGCCCAGCGGUGUAACAAAGUUUUGUUCAUGAGUUCAGAAGAAAAUAAAGACUUCCCUGCUGUGGGAUUAAAAACCAGAGAAGGCAGAGACCAGCUAUACUGGAAAACAAUUAAAGCUUUUCAGUAUGUUCAUGAUCAUCAUCUAGAAGAUGCUGAUUGGUUUCUGAAAGCAGAUGAUGAUACGUAUGUUAUACUAGACAAUUUGAGAUGGCUUCUCUCAAAAUACAACCCUGAAGAACCCAUUUACUUUGGGAGAAGAUUUAAGCCCUAUGUAAAGCAGGGCUACAUGAGUGGAGGAGCAGGCUAUGUACUGAGCAAAGAAGCCUUGAAGAGAUUUGUUGAUGCAUUCAAAACUGAAAAAUGUACACAUAGUUCCUCCAUCGAAGACUUAGCACUGGGGAGAUGCAUGGAAAUUAUAAAUGUAGAAGCAGGAGAUUCCAGAGAUUCCACUGGGAAAGAAACUUUUCAUCCCUUUGUGCCAGAACACCACUUAAUCAAGGGUUACCUACCUAGAACCUUUUGGUACUGGAAUUAUAACUUUUAUCCUCCUGUCGAGGGUCCUGGUUGCUGUUCUGAUCUUGCAAUUUCUUUUCACUAUGUUGAUCCUACAACUAUGUAUGAGUUAGAAUACCUCGUUUAUCAUCUUCGUCCAUAUGGAUAUUUAUACAGAUAUCAACCUGCCUUACCUGAGAAUAUACUAAAGGAAAUAAGUCAAGCAUACAAAAGUGAAGAUCCAGAAGUAAAAUUGGGAAACCUUGAAAGAAAACCAUAAAUGAACAGAGGUAAAAUGUCUAGCAUUGCACUGAAGAAGAACUUCUGCAUUUCUGAUGUAGAACACUGGAAUCCCAGUGAGGAAUUCUUUCUAAGUGACCAUUCCUUAUUAGAAAUCUUUCAUAUGAAUGACUGUAAACUGAAGCUUUAAUGAGCUGUGAAGUCUGUUAAAAUAUGUUUUGAUACAGGUGUGUGUAUAUGUAUAUAUGU